AUGCCGCCGCGCCGCCGGGGUUCUUCGGGCUACCGCGGCAUCCGCGAGCGCUCCAACGGCCGGUACUCCGCCGAGAUCCGGUCCGGCGAUGUCCGGCUCAGCCUCGGCUCGUUCCGGACCGCGCACGAGGCGGCCCGCGCAUACGACGCGGCAGCGCGCAGCGCGUCGCCCCUCCGCCUCGUCUCAUUAGACCAGGACCGUGCGGACCACGUUCGGCUGCAGCGCCGCCUCCUCGUCGCCGAGGAGGACAAGCGAGCCAUGGCGGAGUCGCGCCGGCGCCACCCGGAGGACGUCGCCGCCGAGAACGCCUUCUGGGCAGAGAGGACGGCAAGGCGCCGCGCGGAGCGUGCCGACAGCCGUCGGCGCAAGGCACUGGCCUUAUCACAGUGCGAUAUCGUCGAGGCAGGUGGGCAGUCGAUCUUCUCCCCCAACGAUCUGCGUUGGGAUGAUAUGUGGCUCGAUACCUCGGACAACACCAUCGAGGAUGAUGAUGGUGAUGAUGAUGACGGCUGGGAGUCACCGUAG
This is a messenger RNA of Aegilops tauschii subsp. strangulata, 525 nucleotides long. RefSeq lists its product as uncharacterized. Gene Ontology annotation, cellular component: nucleus. Gene Ontology annotation, biological process: positive regulation of DNA-templated transcription; response to stress. The record is from RefSeq and is a predicted model, not a curated record. Lineage: Eukaryota; Viridiplantae; Streptophyta; Magnoliopsida; Poales; Poaceae. Gene Ontology annotation, molecular function: DNA-binding transcription factor activity; transcription cis-regulatory region binding.